GCCGACUAUGAUCUAACUGUGGCUGAUGAGGUGUCCCAGCAGAUGAAAUCAUAUGUAAGAUCGACUACUACCAAAGUUUACAAAAGAUUUUUGGGCAGCUGUGAAACAAGCUCGCCGAAACGGUUAACAAGGACAAAUUGGAGCAUCAAAGGUAGCGAUGUAAUCGUAGAUGUCGGAAAUAAUCCGUUUAUAGUAACCAAACACAUCGAGAAGGAUGAAGCCACCAACAUAUCUGCGAACAUGAUGAAUGUCUCAAAUAUUUUGAACAGUCCAGAAAGUAAUGAAGUAGAGUCUCACCCAACAUCUACAAUUCCUACGGCUCCUCCAUCCCACAGCUAUGAAGUUUCAAGUAUCUUAAACAAUUCAAGUAAUGAAGUUGAACUUCAUUCAACAUCAAAAACUUCUACGACUUCUCCUUCCCCUUCAUCUCACAAUUAUAAACAACCACGAUUCAUAACUAAUAAUGAAUACAUGGAUAUGAUUUGGUCUCCUUGGCACUAUGGUAUUGUCGACCUGAAUGAUAGUAGAAUCAUGAAUGUCUUGGAACAACCUGUAAAGUUUUAUUUUGAAGCAGAAAUGAAGAAAUAUAAACCACAAAAAGCUGUGUCAAAAGAAGCUUUGGAAACUUUGAAGUGUAUAAAUGUAACAUCAUUAUCGGAGCUUGGAAAUGCUCUUUCAAGUAUCACCAUUAAUUACGAAAAUCCAAAUAGAGAUAUAGUAUAUUUGCGUCAUUUAUUUGAGAAAUUUGGUGAAGUCGUAAGCAAAGCACAAAAAUUACUUGGAAUUAAAUCAUCAAAAAUUCUGAAAUAUGACGGAGUCUUGUCAUUUAAUAGAAAAAUCGAAUUUAUUUAUGUAGAAACAGCAACCACAUCAAUAUUGUCAAAAAGAGAUAAAGACUUAUCAAAAUUGCGUGAAGCAAUAGCUAUAAUGUUCAAGGUUAUAGCAUCAUCAUUACCAGAGAAACUUGCAUACGAAAUAUCAGAUUUGCCCAUCCUUUGCAUUCAAUUCCGCGGAACAACAGCUGAUGUGUACUUGGCUAAUUGGCCGGUUAAAAUGCGCCCAGUUGUUUUUUCGAUAAUGGAAUUUAACGUUCUGGAACAAGCUACUUCUUUACCAAGUCUAACGAAGUCGGCU
Funneliformis mosseae is the source of this 1134-nucleotide messenger RNA. Lineage: Eukaryota; Fungi; Glomeromycota; Glomeromycetes; Glomerales; Glomeraceae. The record is from the annotation of a GenBank genome assembly.